Messenger RNA from Neopsephotus bourkii (Bourke's parrot), 2162 nucleotides. RefSeq names its product cytosolic 5'-nucleotidase 1A-like. The coding region runs from base 163 to 1110 and encodes 315 amino acids. Gene Ontology annotation, molecular function: nucleotide binding; 5'-nucleotidase activity; magnesium ion binding. Lineage: Eukaryota; Metazoa; Chordata; Aves; Psittaciformes; Psittacidae. Gene Ontology annotation, biological process: nucleotide metabolic process; adenosine metabolic process. Gene Ontology annotation, cellular component: cytoplasm; cytosol. The record is from RefSeq and is a predicted model, not a curated record. The transcript is spliced from 7 exons.
CACGCCAGGGAGGGGAGCUGCGUCCCAGCCCAGCGCCUGCCCGCUUCCUGCCAGCACGGGGAGGGGGAAAUAUAAACAGCAGCAUCUUGAGGACAACUGGGAUGCUGUGUCGGGACGGGCUGCGCCGGAAGCAGCGGCAGCGCUCACGGCUGAAAGUCGAAGAUGGCAGAUCCUGAAAGCACAGUCAUAAACACCAGUGUGAAACAGAAAGAUCUCAGUGAGGCACUCGUCAUUGCAGUGACCACCAGGGCCAUCUUCAGCCUGGAGGAGGAGCACAGGCUCUACCUAGAGAAGGGCAAGGAGGAGUACACAAGGCACCAGCAGGCCAACCAGGACAAGCCCCUGCCACCAGGCACAGCCUUUGCCUUCAUCCAGGCAGUGCAGCAUGUGAACAAGAAGAUCCUGGAGAGCAACCCAGCAGAGAAGGACCUCUUCGAUAUCCUGGUGCUCUCGAACAACAGCCCUGAGAGUGGUGUGCGCAUCAUCAACAGUGCCAAGCACUAUGGCCUGGAAAUCUCCAAGUUCUGCUUUGUCAGCAAUGAAGACUCUACGCAGUACCUGAAGUCCCAUGGGGUCAAGCUCUUUCUCUCAGCUGACAGGACAGAUGUCUGCAAUGCCCUCCAGAGAGGUGUCUCAGCAGCGCUCGUCUUCCAGCAGGAGGUGCAGGCCCCCAGCACCCCACUCCGUGUGGUGUUUGACGGGGAUGCCGUGCUCUUCUCCAACGAGACAGACCAGAUCUUCCAAGAGCAGGGGCUGGAGGAGGCAGUGCAGUAUGAGCAAGCAAUGGAGGAUGUGCCUAUGGGAGAGGGUCCCCUGAAAGCUUUUGCCAUGCACCUUGGGAAGAUGCGCAAGAAAUUCAGCCAGGAAAAAUCCCCCAUCCGCACCUACCUGGUGACUGCCCGCAGUGGCCGGGACAUGGGCAUCCGAGCCAUCAAGACACUCCGGGAAUGGGGUCUGGAAAUUGACGAGGCUUUCUUUAUGGACGGGGCUCCCAAGGGCCCCAUCCUGGCCCAGAUCCAGCCCCACAUUUUCUUUGAUGAUGGGCUUCACAACAUCCAGGGAGCUCGGAAUGUGGGUGUACCCUCUGCCUGGGUCCCCUCCUGCUGCUGAUGGGCUGCAGGCCAGCUGCCCUCCUUCCUAGCAGCACAGGGAACUGGGCCAAUUGAAGACACACCUUCUGGGGUGGAGAGGGAAGGAUUUCCUAACCUGCACCAAGCAAACCUCAGGGAAAGGGGCAAGAGCACUGCAUAAGAGCAUGGACUACCAGGUGAGACUUGGUGCUCAUUUCUGCUCUUCAUAUGAAGUCCUUGAGGUCUUAGGAUAAAGCCAAAAGAUGCAACUACUCCACAAAGGAAGGCCACUUUUACUGUGACACUGAGAACUACCACCUACCUGCCCUGUAGGAUCUGGGGACCUUUCUGCAAAGAAAUGAACCUAUUGCCACACACAUGAGCUAAAAGAAGUAUAAAACCAAGCACUAAAAACGCUAGCUUUGGCUGUGCUCAGGCAGUCUUCAAGAUAUAUUUCCAGGACCUCUGCCCAAAGGAAGCCUUCGAGACCCUACCUUCCCAGAUGUGCUCAACUUGGUUUACUGAAGAAGCUGAUAAGCUAGUAAGUAAGCUCUUCAGGCAGCUCCAGCCAAACUCAGCAGAGGGGAAAAGACUCCAAAGCUCUAAAGGACCUAUAAACUUUUAAAACAGGUGAACAGGUUGAAGAAAGCCCAGCUAUUCCCCCUUAUAAAAAAGAUUACAGCAUAAGUCACCUUUCCUUCGGCAUGCAGGCUCCUCACAGAGUGCCCUUAGACCCACACCGGCAGGACACGCAGCUUACAGAGCUGCAGGAGAAUGGAACAAGGCUGCAACCCAGCUCUGAGGAACAUCUAAGAGACACAGCUGCCACGUAGCUCUGAUGCUCCACCAGGAGAGGGCACUGGAGUUGAGUUGUCUACAGCACAAGCCAUGCAGGGCCGGUGCUGCAGGGGCCAAAGCAGAACUAGGUCCUGAGCCUGAGCUUAAAUGGAUCUCCAGGGCCGUGGGGGGGGAGCUCAGAUGUGGCUGCUCAGGGCAGAUGGGGUCCCUGGGUGUGCUCAGUACCCCGCCUGGCACCAAAGCUCCCCCCUCGUGCAGGGAUGCCUCUCCUCUGGCAAUGCAGACCAUGCUCCU